AAAAAGGCUCGGGUUGUCGCAGCAGGCGUGGCCAUUAUUGUCAACAGCGCCCUCGGAUCGUCAUUACCGUCCGGGGCCGCGAGCGACAUUUCCAAAGAGUUCUCUGUCACCGCCCCUCUGCAGCUCGUCCUACUCAACUCGAUAUACAUGGUUGGCUUUGCAAUCGGACCCCUCAUUUUUGGACCCCUUAGCGAGCAUGUCGGUCGCCGUCUCGUGCUCAUAGGCACGUACCUCGCCUACAUGAUCUUUACGCUCUGCUGCGCCGUGAGCCCUACCUAUGGAACGCUGCUGCUCUUUCGUCUGCUUUGUGGUAUAGCUGCAGCGGCCCCCAACGCCGUCGUCGGACCGCUGUUUGCCGAUAUAUAUGAUCGUCCUGAACCAAGGGGAAGGUCAUUGGCAUACUUCAUGUGUGCCACCUCUAUGACACCGCCCUUUGGACCUAUAAUCUCGGGAUAUGCAACUAGGGUGUCUUGGAGAUUAACCUUCUGGAUAGGCCUCGCCAUUGCUGGCGUCUGCCUUCCGCUCGUACUAUUUCUCCCCGAGACCUAUGUCCCUGUUCUCAAGAAAAAGUAUGCCAGGAAAAAUGGAGACGACAUAUCACUGGAGUUACCCUCUCCAGAGAAGAAAAAGUAUCAGCUUCUGCAGGAACUUGGAACCGUCUUCUCAAGGCCUUUUGUCAUGACCACCAGGGAACCAGUUGUUCUUUUUUCGUCCCUGUACCUGGCGCUGAUCUAUUCGACGUUAUACCUCUUUUUCCAAGCAUACCCGAUCAUCUUCCAAGAUAUCCAAGAAAUCACUGACAAGAUUACAGUGACUGGUGGCUCUGUCCUAGCUCUGGUGAUCUUCCUCUGCUACAGCGCCUACCACUCUUCGGCCAUGAAAGCAGGUGCUCCUUGGGCAAGCAAAAUCGAGCAUCGCCGACUUCCCCUCGCCUGUGCAGGUGGCCCAGUGAUCGUCAUAUCUCUGUUCUGGCUCGGAUGGACAGCCUACCCUAACAUUCAUCCCGCAGUGCCCGCAAUUUCGGGCCUCUUGUUCGGAACUGGCUACCUCAUAAUAUUCAUGGCCCUGUUGAACUACAUCACCGACGCCUACAGGCAAUUCUCUGCCUCAGCCCAGGCGUCUGCCAGCACGCUGCGGUCCAUUACCGCUGUCUGCUUACCCCUGGCGGCACCACAGAUGUACGACAAACUCGGGGUUCAGUGGGCAUGCUCACUACUUGCCUUCAUCACUUUGGUGCUAGCAUUGAUUCCGUUUGUUUUUAUCCGGUAUGGAGAGGUCCUUCGGAAACGGAGCCCGUUCUGUCAAAAGCUU
Fusarium vanettenii 77-13-4 is the source of this 1311-nucleotide messenger RNA. RefSeq lists its product as uncharacterized. The transcript has 3 exons. Gene Ontology annotation, molecular function: transmembrane transporter activity. The record is from RefSeq and is a predicted model, not a curated record. NCBI's taxonomy places the organism in Eukaryota, Fungi, Ascomycota, Sordariomycetes, Hypocreales, Nectriaceae. The annotation marks the transcript as partial. Gene Ontology annotation, biological process: transmembrane transport.